This is a messenger RNA of Owenia fusiformis, 4548 nucleotides long. The record is from the annotation of a GenBank genome assembly. Lineage: Eukaryota; Metazoa; Annelida; Polychaeta; Sabellida; Oweniidae.
GUUUCCGGUGUCUGCGAAAUCCGAAAAGUGAAAAGUUUUUACGACCACAACAAGCUGAAUAACUUGGUUCCUAGUGUGCUGAUUAUCUACUAUUUUAUAACGUUACUUAACACACAUCACCCAGUUUGGUGAUUUCCAACAGUGAAGGUAACAAAGUUCAACAUGAGGUGAAUAAAUGGGGAGAAUCAGUGAUCGAAUACAGGGAAAACAUGAAAGGGAAGUAGAGGAACAGACUUGGUUUCACAUCAGAUGACUGUUCAAUGGAUUCGGAGACUUCCAAGAGCAACAUUAUGACUUUAUAAUGAGUUGACGUCUAAUGUAGCUAACAUUGAGAAAUGAUGGAGGAGAAUUGUGCUACUAGAAUCAGAGAUGGUUCUGACAAGACAUCUCGAAAGAAUGUGGCCAUCGAGGAAUGGAUAAAUCAAUCAACUCUGGAGCUCAAGCGCCAUCUAAAGGAGAAUGGGGAGUGGACAGGUGACCCUGUGGCAAGUGAUUCGAAACAACUGCGGCUGGAAGUAGAAGGUGAUGGGUCACAUGGUGAAACUGGGAAGUCUAUCAUAAAUAGUUCUGAAAGGGAAACAGAAGAUCCAUCCAAGGCUCGGCGACUAAACUUGCUCAAACUGAAUCAACAAAACAGUAUCGGGUCCACCUCUGAUAGGUCAGCUCUAACCAAUGGCUCCUCGGUGUCCAGUGUAAAUGAGUUGCUGGAUGAGCGGGCGGUGGACCCAGAAGAAGUUCUCAUAAACCUUGGCUUCGGAGGCAAAGAAGAUAAACAUGAACUUUCAGCCAAACUUCCCGAGCGUUUCCUUGUCAAGGAGUCGCAAGCAACUGGAAUCAAAGUGGAUGAAUUCUUAGAUGGGCACCCAGAGUUGAAAGAUUUGGUGACGAUGCGCCAGAAUAGUGCACCUAUAACAGAUGACGAAGGCCGCAUGCACAUUAGUUUAGCUAAUGUGUUCACAGAUGUCACUAGGAUGGCCCGUGUCAUCCGAAUGUUCCGGAGUGGUAUUCAGACCCCCACACCCGGGAGUCCCCUCUCUAGGCAGCAGUCACCAUUCCCCGAUUCUCCGCAAAGACAGAGUAUCCUCUCAGCAGCCAAUCAGAGCUUCCUUGACAAACAGGGUCUCUAUGACAAUGUGCCACAGUCUGAUAAUAAGUUCAAGAAUUUAGCUUUUAAAGCCCUACGCAAUAAAUCAGUGGAGAAUCUAAAAGAUAGAUUAGCCAAUGCUGAUAAGGUUCAAUCACUUGUAACAAAAGUGGAACAGUUUCAUAAGACCCCCAAGAUUGACAACACUGUCAAAGAAGAAAUAAGCACCAAUUACUCUUUAUCAGACACACACAUUCACGAGCAUUCAAGUGAUAUGACUAAGCUAAAUGGUCAUGCUACAUCAGCAUCAGAAAGAGAUGAUACCAGGGAAACUGCUCCUGUUGUUAUGGAGGCCGUACCAGAACAUGUGUAUUCCGAGAAGGGAGAUGUGGCGUUACACAUGAAUAAUGUAUCAACGUACACUAAUGUUGUACACACAGGUGACGAAGAAGCAAAUAAUAGAACGGUUGAUUCAGUUAAAGCUAGGCUCAGUGAGGGAUGUCUAGAUGAAGACAAAGACAAAGAUAUUUCCUAUGUGGAUUGGAAAUUCAAUAAAGGAGUAUAUUGUAAUGACAGUGAUGAAGGACUAAAUAUAGAAGGAUCAAUGAAAAGUAUAGAUGAACCAUUGAAAGAUAAAGACAAACCUCUGAAAGAUAUAGAGGGGCCACUGAGAAGCUUAAGUGACAGUCCAAUAGAAGAAGGUGAUUUGUCCAUGAAUCUAGGGGAGCCUGCUGCUGCUGUAGAGAUGUCUAAUAAUGAUGACCCUCUAAAGGCUCCAGAUGAUGGUAAUGUUCCAGUAGAGGGAAGUUCCAUAGCUCCAGCAGACGGAAGCUUUGUUGCUCCUGUAGAAGGCUUCCUUCCACCAUUGGGAGUAAUAACCAGUCCAGACAACUUCAAAAAUAUGAAAGAGCAACCAACAGUGCAUGUCGCGAUGGAGACAGUAUCAAAUGACACAGUGUGUGAAAAAUAUGCAUCACAGCAGUACCUCGGAUAUAUAGAUCAUAAUUACAAUGCUGUAGUAGAUAAUGUGUCUAACAAUGUAGAAAGUUGUGUGUCAACUCAAUAUUUUGAUCCAACACUUUCCUCUGAUACCGACCAACCAGAUAUUACCAUAGACACGCCAGAACCAGUUGACAAUAAGAUACCAUUGGUGCUCCAACCUGAUACACUAGUCAAAUUUAGUAAAGACAAAGAAGUUCAUUCAAGCAAAUACACACCAGUCGAUUUAAGCAAAGAUACAUUAGUUGAAUUAAGCAAACAUGCACCCAUUGACACUCACACAAAAGCAAACCUUGACACGGACAUGCCAGUUCUGCGCGCCUCACAUAGCUCAAAUAAGAAUAACACAAAUGUCACAGAAAACAACUUUGACCAAGCUCAAAAUGAAAGUAUCACCUCUAUAUAUAGUAAAACACCAGAAGAUGUUCAUAGCAACAAUGACAUUGUGGAGAAAGACAAUACAGUCAACCAAAAAGAAGGUGACAAUGAUAUUGAUAUUAUGGAUGGAGACAGCAAAGUCAAUCAAAUAGAUCAUAUAGACAUAAAGACAAGCAGUAAAAAAUCUCUGUCUCACAGAAGUGCAGUAAAUGUGAAUGAUCAUAAUGAUAAUUGCAGUAUUUUACCAGUUGUCUCUGAAGAUGCCAAAAUUUGCAGUAAAUUACAAACCUUCCAGAGAGUAACUAAAUCUCCUCUUACAAAUGGAAGCCAUGGUGAUAUGGUGGAUAUGUUGCAUGAUCAGGCAGUGGGAAAGGGCAAUAUGAAACAUGCAUAUAACACAAGAGACAUGGAGUUAAGUGAUAUUCAAGACAAUGUUGAUAUUGCUGGUGAAUCUGUCUCUAAAACAGGCAAGCAAUAUAUGGAUAAAUCCAAGAACAACAUUGAUGAAUGGUCAGUUAAUAAUAACAAUAGCCAAGGUUAUGAAGCAGUUCAAUCUUUAAAGUCACUUGCUCAAAAUGAAACAGGAAAGACUAAAUUUGAUAAUGUCUGGGGAAAACACGCAGUUGGAAGUUCACUAAAAGGUGAUCUUGAUAUGCGGAGGCUGUUGUUUAAACGUAGUGCUACGUAUGGUGGAAGGAUGGUAGUACCAGGUACAACUGAAGGUGAAGGUAGUGAGAGGUCCGAUAUACUACAUCACUCAAAGGAUGAUACAACAGCAUACACUGAUGACACUUCAUCUACCUUAGUGGAGCAGUCAUUGGACUCUCAAACACAUGAAAAUAAGUCUACAUCACACCUACCACCAAUGGAGACGAAUGGUUCGCAUUUUGGACAGCAUCGAAGAGAUGCUCCAGGCUAUAGGGGUAUACCGCCUUUCCAUUCAGAUGGUUCAGGAUUGGUUCGCUCUAGAACAUUUCCUGGUGGUUUCAUGUCAUAUGUAAGACCACUAUACUACACAGCUCAAAUUUAUAAUAGCUUUGAAGAUUUACAUAGAAACAAAGUGCUCAAUAGAAUAAGGAGUCAGUCACUUAAUCAUUUAGCUGUAUCUGAACCUUCUCUCGUUAGAUCUCACAGUCUUGAUCACCCUAAAUCACUGGGUGGAUAUUUAGAUAGUGAACAAAAUACAAAUAGAGUCAGGAGCCAAAGUGUAAAGUCCUAUCCUGGAAGCCCACGGGUAUGCACCGACAUCGGCAUGGAUAUGCCAGAGUGUAUCCGUAGUGGUGAUGCAUCAAGAAGUAGCAUGUCACUUCCUGUUAUACAAGAUGAUGUCUUGCUCUCCAAUGAUUCCGUAAGGAGGAUGCAGAGUGGGAGGUCAAGUAGAUUUGGGGAGGAUGAUAUAUAUAGACCCUUGAGAGCCAGUAGUGUUUGUGGUAGUGGCAUUAGCAGUAGUGUCCCUUCUUCUGUACUGGAUGUCAGUCACAUUAACAAGCUAAUGUUGAGGACACUUCUUAAGUCACCCACCUCUCAGAAUUUUGAUGAUUUAGCUCGGGCCCACACUGUUCCAGCAGAUAUUUCUGAGGCUGCAGAGGAGCUUGAAUUGAUGCAAUGUGGUAUCAGGAAAUACAGAGUUGUUAUUCAGGACCUGGAAGCAAUGUCCAGUCAGAUAUAUGCACAGCAUACAGACCUUCUAACCGAAGAUGACAGAGACCUGUUAGACUCCCUCCAUCAGAUGAGGCUUGAAAUCCUCAGUGAAGUGAUGAAAGUGGAGUCGACCAUAAUGGCCAGGAAGAAGGCACUCAUCAAAGGCAAACUAACUGGCACCUUCAAAUCUGACAUGAUCCAAAUUGUGAUCCAACUACUAAAAGAGCAACUCUUCCACCAUAAUCUUCUACUGUCUCUGCAACCAGACUUCGCUCCAUCAGACUCCUUCAGUAACUUCAGCUUUGGAUCCAUGUGAAAAGUCAAAACAUUUUGACAAGAAGUUCAAAUUGAUUAUAGGCUAUUAAUAAUUUGUUUUUUAUGUGGUAACAUUUAUAAUGGUCUUCAACUUUUUGUGGAUGGUGUUCGGCAGUUGGCAUUUGAUGUUU